This is a messenger RNA of Xiphias gladius (swordfish), 1268 nucleotides long. RefSeq names its product cornifelin homolog A-like. The transcript has 4 exons. Bases 275 to 739 code for a protein of 154 amino acids. NCBI's taxonomy places the organism in Eukaryota, Metazoa, Chordata, Actinopteri, Istiophoriformes, Xiphiidae. The record is from RefSeq and is a predicted model, not a curated record.
AGAUUGACUACUGUAUGACAGUCUCUUUUGUUCCUAUCACAUACCUCUGUCCAAGAACUGACUAGCAUGCUUUAAAUAUGAGGUAAUUUAGUGGUAUGAUGGCGUCUGAGAUUUAAAAGGAUGCGUGACGGUCAGAUAGUCUGAUAUCUGACUGUCAAAGGUGCUGACACACGUCAGACAGGACGGACCAGUCAGCGACAUGCAUCCUCUGCUGCCCCGUCAAGUUCAACACUCUGCGGCAGGUCUAUAAAAAGCCACACUGCCCUGCAAAUUCAUGUCAUCCAGGUUGUCAGACUUGACCAAACUCUGUCCCCGGAGGGACAUUAAGUUACUGUUUCCUUUAGAAGCUGAAGCCAUGUCUGAAAAGACGGUCGCAACCCAACCCCGGCCCUUCAUCAUGACCACGGUAGCCAACCAAUGGACCUCUGGCAUCUGCGACUGCUUCCAAGACCUGCCCCAGUGUUGCUUUGCCUUUUGGUGCCUUCCCUGCUUCACUUGUAAGACAGCACACGAGGCCGGGGAGUGUCUAUGUCUACCUCUGCUAGAUGCUUUUGGACUCAUCCCACCUAUGACCACAGCCCUCAGGGUGUCAGUACGCCAGAGAUAUGGCAUUGAGGGUACAGUCUGCAAUGACUGCGUGUACGCCUGCUUCUGCGGGCCCUGCACCUGGUGUCAGAUAGCGAGAGAAAUCAAAACAAGGAGGAAUCCCAUUACCUUUGUCCAAAUGUUGGCCCGAUAAGAGCAAAGACUCUUCUUAUCCUCAUGUCAUCAGUGGUAAAACACACAUCAUCAGUCAUCAUCAGCGCUGUCUUGCUAUUUGUAAUAAGAGACUUCUGAUCUGUUUCAAGCACGACUGCUCCUGUGGAAUGUCACUGAGCAGCUGAUUGAAGAUGAGCACAUCAGGGUCACAAACGCUUCAUCACUUGGUGUAAUGACAGAGGAAAGAGGUGAGCAGGAUCUUGACAUCCACCGACAGAUAUUAAUGAGGACGAGCCAGUGACAGUGAGGUAUACUGGUGUACUAAUGAUGAUUCUGGUGAAACUGUAUUGUUUAUUAUUAUAUUAAAAUUUUAUUUGGGUAUAUAUUUUGAUUCUUAUUUUUCCCCCACCACUUCUCAGAUGUUUGUUUUAUAUGUUCUUUUGGAUAAUUGUCCCUUUGGAUUGGUUUUACUUCCUUCAGAAGCACAUGUGUAUAUUCAUAUUUGGGCUUAUUUUUAUUUUGUUUAUGAAAAAGUCAGUGAAGGAUUAAUUUAAUUUACCAUAAGUAUU